Amphiprion ocellaris (clown anemonefish) is the source of this 2015-nucleotide messenger RNA. RefSeq lists its product as uncharacterized. Bases 815 to 1822 code for a protein of 335 amino acids. Gene Ontology annotation, cellular component: nuclear outer membrane; chromosome, telomeric region; meiotic spindle pole. Gene Ontology annotation, molecular function: dynein complex binding. The record is from RefSeq and is a predicted model, not a curated record. Gene Ontology annotation, biological process: spindle localization; actin filament organization; homologous chromosome pairing at meiosis. The transcript has 12 exons. Lineage: Eukaryota; Metazoa; Chordata; Actinopteri; Pomacentridae.
CUCAAAUUAGCCACUAGAAAGUUUUUUGAAAUAUGAUCAAUGUAAAUAAUACAGUCAGAAGGAGUUUUUUCUAUAUUUUUCUUCAUAUAGUUUUUUCCAAAAUGUUGGGGGGACAGUGAAUUACAUAUAAACACUUUGAGAAAUCAAAGCAAAUAGUUAACACAUUACAUUUCAGUAACUCUUUUCAACAUAUCUUUGUAGUAAUACAAUUAGCACCAACAUUUGGGGAGUGAUCCUGAAAAUAUUGGCUUGUGUAUGUGAGCUUAGCCAAAUGUAGGCCUAAUUUUAAAAUGAUGUCUUUUAGAGAGAAAGAAUUACAGCUGAAGUGAGCAGUCAAAACUUAAUUGCAAUUCUCAACGGAACGAGAUGGUAUUUAAGCAGGGUCAGUAAAUAUUGUAUUUCUUUAUUUAAUAUAUGUGAUAUUAUAUGAAGUAUACUGUCACAUGCAUAGAAUUUGUGAAUUUGAUGGAAAUACUGAACUUAAAAUGACUUAUUCCAAAACAGACUGAAUGUAUGAAUGAAUAAAUAUUUGCUCUAUGUCCCACAGUGACUUUAUUGUGAGAAACCACUCUAUUUGAACCUAUUAUAUUUAUCUGAUAGUAACAUUAUCACAGUUCAUAUCUGAGUCAUAAAUGUAUCGUCGGUUAAUCUCUUGUUUUCACCAGUUAACGUAAACUGAACCAAGGGCUGCUCGGCAACCUGCACAAUAUGGCAGCUAGCUCUACAACUUAGCUGUUGCAGUGCUAACAGCUAGCUACAAUUCAGCGUUACUUGAUGGUUGGUCACAAACAGGAGGGAGGAGUCAGUCAUCAGGAUGGAGGUUAUAGAGGAAAAUAUGUCACAAAUGGAGAUGCUUGAGAAAAUAGCUGAGCUGGAUUACAGUCAGAGCCAGCUGAAGGAUCUGAAUACUGAGAUGAGACGUUGGCUGGAGUUUGCGGACGAUGACAUGGCCGUGCUGCGCUCAGAGAAUUCAGCCCUCACAAAACAAGUUAAAGCGCUGGAGAAGAUGAUGGCUGAAGCACAACAGGUUGAAGCAGAGCCUUGCAGGUCUUUCAUGGCUGAUGACCUUGAUGCAAAUAGAUGCAGAGAAAACAAGAUUCAGAAAUUGGAGAAGGAAUCCAUCAUAAUGACAGAAGAAAAUAAGAUGCUAACUGCAGAGCUCAAAGACCUCCAGCAAAAAAGAGACCAGGACAAGAUCAGCUUAAGUAAGCUCAGCGUUGCACUUCAAAACUUUGAGUUAGAAAAGGAAGAGGCUCAGUUAGAGCUGCAGCGUAGGGAUGAGAUUAUUCAUCAGAGAAACUUGCAGUUAAAGCAUUUGAAUGAAACUGUUGAAGAGAGUGCCAACAUCAUGAAGGACCUCAGGCUGACAAACCAGGAGCUGAGGAAGCAGAUAGAGGGCAGACGAGACGAGGCCUAUUUUGACAGUCUGACUGACAGGAUGAGAGAAAACGAAGGAUCGGUUAUUCCCCCUCCGUCUUUAGCUGAGGAAAUAUGGCAGGCCUCAUCCCCUGAAGUGAAACCCUUCAUGACGUACUCCACAGAGCUCAGACAUGAGGAAGGUGAAGCUGAGGAGCUGCUGAAACCUCGUAGUGUCACAGCUGACUUUCAGACCAAAAGAUGUGCAGAUACUUCAAAGACAUCCGUCCAGAAAACAGGGCUGUUCACUGUGUGCAUCUUCAUUCUCACUGUUUUGGCCUUCUUGGCUUCAGGAAGUUGUUCAGGAAACGGUGACUUUUUUUCUAUCAACUCAUUGUGGAACAGUGCGUGCCUGAUGUUUCAUCCCUACUGCCGCAUCCACUACGGGGCCUUACCUCCCAUUUGACCUAAACACUCCCUCUCAUAAACAUGUCACGACUCUAUUAAUGUGCCUGAUUGUGGGUUGCUUUUGUGGUUGGCUUUGUUUUGUACACACAAGAAUGAAGGUUUUAUUUAAAAUACUUGAAUUUCUACAUGUGACUAGUUUGGCAAACUACAUUAACUAACCAGAGAAUAAUAAAAUGUCAAAUGACUAGUGA